Humulus lupulus (European hop) is the source of this 1307-nucleotide messenger RNA. RefSeq names its product protein PTST, chloroplastic. The record is from RefSeq and is a predicted model, not a curated record. Lineage: Eukaryota; Viridiplantae; Streptophyta; Magnoliopsida; Rosales; Cannabaceae. The coding region runs from base 243 to 1139 and encodes 298 amino acids. The transcript has 8 exons.
AAAUAAGAAACCCUUUUGUAAAAAACAAAAAGAGGUUAAUAAAAAAGACUAUACUCUUUCUGUUAUCUUUAUAAACGAGAAACCAUUGUUCUGGGUCUUGAGUCGGAUUCCAUUAUCAACGAGCAGAGGCAUCACCGUUAUGUUUCACUGGUCAAAUGCUUUCGUGGACUUGUUUUUCACAGUGAUCAACAUUUGAUUUCUGUUUGUGUACUUCAUUUUGUUACACAGGUGGGAUUUUCAAGAUGGAGAUGGGUUCAGCAAGGUGCUGUCUUGUAAAACAAGUACCAUGUUUGUCCUGGUAUACAGGAACAUUUUGUAAGAAAAAUGUUCACCAAUUUCCACAUUAUAUGGCAUCUUUGAAUUUGAAGAUGGGCCAUCAGAGAUUGAAUCAGUGUCAAGCUUCUAUUGGGAGGGAUCAUAUGAAUUAUGCGUGUCAGAGGAUGUAUUGUAUGCCUAUUAACGUGGAGGAGUCUUCAUCUCUAGAAUCAGAAAUCAGUUCUGACAAUGGAGAGUCAGCAUCUAAGGAUUCACCAGAGGAGCUUCUUGCUCAACCAUUUAGCAGUAACGAGCUGAAGGCUCUGCUGGCCGACUCUGAAAGGGCAAACCUUCUUAGAAAAUUAAGUGAAGCCAAUCAACAAAACAGGUUCCUCAAGCGGCAGUUGCACAUAAAGGAGGAAGCCUUGGUGGAAUUCAAAAGUGAACUUGCUGUAAUUGAACUUGAAAUUCAGGCAUUAGUCAAACUUGCAGAAGAAAUAGCCAAAUCUGGCAUUCCAGAGGGCUCAAGAAAGAUCAAUGGAAAAUAUAUUCAAUCUCACUUACUUUCCCGACUUGAAGCUGUAAUUGAGAAGUUGGAGGAGCAGAUCAAGGAUGUUGGUGCUGCACGGUCCAAGGAGGUUCCCUUAUUUUGGUAUGGCAUGGCAGAGAGUGUCCAAGUGAUGGGCAGCUUUGAUGGGUGGAACCAAGGAGAAUAUUUGUCUUCAGAAUAUACUGGUUCUUACACUAAGUUCUCAACCACAUUGAUGCUAAGACCUGGAAAGUAUGAAAUCAAGUUCUUGGUAGAUGGAGAGUGGCAGCUCUCUCCAGAAUAUCCAAUCAUUGGCGAAGGAUUAAUGAUAAAUAACUUGUUAAUUGUCCGGUGAAAUUCCGUGACCUAUGAGUCUUUGUAUAAUUUGUAACUAGAAUUAGAUAUACCCAACCAUUUUACAUCUGACAUUUCUUCUAAUGUGCAUCAUUUCAGUUUGCACUGGUGAGGCUUUUGUGAUAAUAAUGGUCCUUUUAGAUUUAAUGGAUUUUGCGUAUUUAGUGCA